Molecule: messenger RNA, 462 nt
Organism: Mytilus trossulus (common blue mussel)
Lineage: Eukaryota; Metazoa; Mollusca; Bivalvia; Mytilida; Mytilidae
Product: ankyrin repeat domain-containing protein 2-like
Exons: 6
Coding region: 1-462 (153 amino acids)
Molecular function (GO): protein binding
Source: RefSeq, a predicted model, not a curated record
AUGACUAUCUGUCCUUAUACCAGUCUAACAAAUAAUCGAACGACACCGAGCCAUGAGGAUUUAAUGCAGGAUUUGAAUAAGAAACUUCAUACAGCUGCUAGAAAUGGAGAUAUAGAAGCCUUAAAGUCAAGUCUACAGAAUGGUGCAGACAUUGAUUAUCAAACUGACUUCGGAGAGACAGCAUUAAUGUGGGCUGCCGUGGGUGGACACCUGGAAAUUACUCGAUUACUCCUGAACAGCCGGUGUAGAACAGAUAUCACAACAAAAAAUGGAUACACAGCUUUACAUCUGGCUGCUAUGAUUGGAAAUCUACAUACCACAAGAUGUCUUGUAGAACAAGGAGGGAUCAGUCCCUUGAUUAAAUCACAUGAGCAAGUUUCGUCACUUGUCAUGUUUGGCCAAUCUUCAUUUUUACAGCUAAUAUUAGUUGUUGUAACUGAUUGUUUGACACUAACAUCCUGA